AUGGCAGACAUCGACGAACAAGUAACCAAAGCCAUCAACGGCGACCUCGCUCACAGCAGCAGUGACACACUCACAAGAGAACCUUCUAAGCCUGUAGGCCCGCAGAUGUCCGAAGUCGCCACCCCAGCAUCCAAACCCGCCGCCCCGCCCACGCUAUCAGAGGAUGAACUCGCAAUACUUGCCAAGCUUGCUGACUCUGCGUCUCCUGAAGGUCUCCCUUCUUGGGAAGAGGAGCUGCAGCCCAUGCUAUUCCGUCGUCUCGUGCACAAUGUCUAUCGUUUUGUUUAUGACCAACCGACCAACGCCGCAAACCGGACAGAUAUACCCAAGACAACGUUCGGCCUCGUCUUCAGAGGGUUCGCCCCCAGAGGACCACCCAGUCCGAGGAACACUACUGUACGGCUCCCCGUGCUGCUGGAGGGUGAGGCAUUACAGAAAGAGGUAGACAAACUCCGUUCGAUGCUGGAAGAGUUUGACGAGGGACCUCCAUUCACCAUCCAGCGGUUAGCAGAACUCUUAUUACAUCCAUUCCACGAGCACCAUCUGGUCGGCAAGUAUCUGCGUGCUGUACAGCGCGUUUUGUCCGUCGCUAGCUCGUUCGACCCCCAGGUGUAUGCUCCACUAACAAACGACUCUCAGCCAGUUGCGUCGAGUUCAACAGCAGCAGCAACUCCCUCUACACCCUUCCAGCUCGCGUCUACUCCUCUCUACUCGCCCAUCCCGUUCCUACGUGGUAGAGAACUUCCUGUGCGUUCACCACGAAAGAAUUCUUCCCCGCCUUUGUCACCUUUGGACAUUGUCCCCAGACGCAGCCCAAACACGUCUCCUCGCGGGUCACCACGUAUGCCAGCAAGGCGUGGAGGUCCACGCGUGGCCACCUCGGCAAUGUCGAUGGCUGCGCAGACUCGAAAACGGGCGAACUCUUUGUCUUCCUCCAGCUCGCCUGCCGUUCUUUCGCCGACUAUUCCCUCUCCCUCCGACUCCAAGCAUUCCUUGCCAGAAGCUUUCACAUUAUCCCUUCCCACACCCGAGCUCACCCCAUCCGGUCCCGGCUCAGGCAGCCAAAAACACUCUCUGACUCCACCUCCGAUAUCCCCACCGAUGGGGCCGAGUCCUACACGCGUCGACGAACUAGACAACCCAGAGUCGCACAAGCUUCUCUUAGCCGAGCCGGUCGCCCUGAGUAGCGUGACAACUGGGAGAGUCAAAGUUCGCAGUCCAGAGCUCAAGCUGGCAGAGAUGGCAGCAAUACUGGAUGUGAUACACGCUGCCAAAGGCUCUGCGCGGUCCACGAGCGAAGACCAGCCAGUGACUGGGUUGGGUCUGAGUUUAGGAGAGAGGUUCGUCCCUUCUAGCGUGGAAGAGGAGAAGCCAAUGGAGGAGACACAAGACGUGAACGAAGGGAAUGAAGGGACUGGAAGUAACGGUAGUGGGGAAGCAGAAGAAGGGGAGGUCGAACGAAUGGUCAGCGAAGAAAGGGAAAUGGAGGUCGAAGAUCUGCCGGCAGAUGAGGAUGGCUGGGAGGUUGUGCAAAUGCCUGAGAAGGAUGAGGAAAUGAAGGAUGAUUGUUGAAUGAUUUCGGGGCGAUGUACAAUGAACUGUAUUCUGUUGAUGU
Messenger RNA from Dacryopinax primogenitus, 1615 nucleotides. RefSeq lists its product as uncharacterized. Gene Ontology annotation, biological process: protein dephosphorylation. The transcript has 2 exons. The coding region runs from base 1 to 1572 and encodes 523 amino acids. Gene Ontology annotation, cellular component: nucleus; protein phosphatase 4 complex; cytoplasm. The record is from RefSeq and is a predicted model, not a curated record. Lineage: Eukaryota; Fungi; Basidiomycota; Dacrymycetes; Dacrymycetales; Dacrymycetaceae. Gene Ontology annotation, molecular function: protein phosphatase regulator activity.